This is a messenger RNA of Pteropus alecto (black flying fox), 487 nucleotides long. RefSeq names its product Sec61 translocon gamma subunit (gene SEC61G). The transcript has 4 exons. Lineage: Eukaryota; Metazoa; Chordata; Mammalia; Chiroptera; Pteropodidae. The record is from RefSeq and is a predicted model, not a curated record. Bases 133 to 339 code for a protein of 68 amino acids. Gene Ontology annotation, cellular component: membrane; Ssh1 translocon complex. Gene Ontology annotation, molecular function: transmembrane protein transporter activity. Gene Ontology annotation, biological process: protein targeting; post-translational protein targeting to membrane, translocation.
GCGCGGCGGACCAAUGAACGGAGGGGUGGGCGGGCUUUAGGUUAGCGACCCGGUUUCCGGUUCCGGUGGGCGUCGCUCUGUGCGCUCUUCUGCUACGUGUCCCUGGCGACCGAGGUGUCGGCCGGCAGCAUCAUGGAUCAGGUAAUGCAGUUCGUUGAGCCAAGUCGGCAGUUUGUGAAGGACUCGAUUCGGCUGGUUAAAAGAUGCACCAAACCCGAUAGAAAAGAAUUCCAGAAGAUUGCCAUGGCAACAGCAAUAGGAUUUGCUAUAAUGGGAUUUAUUGGCUUUUUUGUGAAAUUGAUCCAUAUCCCUAUUAAUAACAUCAUCGUUGGUGGCUGAAUACCUUGUUUUUCGUCUUGGGAUUUGGUGAACAAGUGAGGGUUUGAGAAGCUCAUGGAGUAAAAGUUUGCCUACAUAUUUUGUUUUUCUCUCAUUUUUUUCUUCCAAGAUGUUUUCUAUUUCUAAAUUAAAAUAAUUGUAAAAUAAA